Messenger RNA from Dreissena polymorpha, 1385 nucleotides. RefSeq lists its product as uncharacterized. The coding region runs from base 11 to 628 and encodes 205 amino acids. Lineage: Eukaryota; Metazoa; Mollusca; Bivalvia; Myida; Dreissenidae. The transcript has 7 exons. The record is from RefSeq and is a predicted model, not a curated record.
AAUCUACCUGAUGCGGUUUAUUACUAAUUUCAAAAUUGUCAUAAACGAUCUACGGAACGGAAGCAUAGUUGUAGAUUUCACGCUUGUCUACGACACUGCUGAUGGGGUUACAAAAGUACUUGUCGAUCUUGCAAAUGGAACAAACUUCACGUAUGACAGAAUGCCUGUUAAAGUCAUUUCAGAACAACUUUCUAACGCGACCGUGCUUUGUGGAUUGUACGAGAAGAUUAGAGGUCCCUGUGAAUACGGGACGGCGUGUAACGUCACAGGCGGUGUGCCUUCGUGCGUAGCGAACAUUGUGCCAACGGACAAUGUCAAGCUGAUCAUAGGUGUUUCUGUGGCGGGAGGUCUGAUUCUGGGUAUAGGAAUUUGUACAUCGAUAUGUAUUGUGAUCAAAAGGAAAGCGAGGAACGCCGAAAAGCAUAGCCAAAGGCGGGAUAACCUCAAUCGAUUCGAUGGACAAGGUGGCCAGGUAUUUUCGAGAUCGCCAUUCAAAGAAGUUCACCAAGGAAAUGAACCAGAGGCCCCAAAGUAUAGAACAUGGCGAUCCAUGGUGCUGUCUUUCAGGCAGGAUGCCGUUAAGAUUCCGAGAAUAGUCCCGGAAGAGAACCCAGGUACUACUGGGUGACGAUAUACAGAACAAAGGAAAUAAAUGCCAAGAAAUUAAAAACUAUUGAACAAGUUUUUCUAGAUUUGCUGUGAAUUUCGACUCAACCAAAUCAGGUUCAAAGUGUAUAUAUACAUAAUUUUCAUUUUGUUUUAUUAUAUUUGAACUCUGAAUCUGAAACCAUUAUUGUAUAUUGAUUUUAAUACUUGUCUAAGGACUAUUAUGAAAUGUCACAUGAAAUUUGCAUCGUUUGAAAAAUAUGCUUUGUAUAGUUUAGUGUUAAUAUUUAUUUGUUUUGUUAGCUGUUGUUGUUUUUUCAAUUUAUGUUUUGAAUAAUGUAACAUGACGACUACUGUAGAACUACCAACAAUAUUUGUAAAAUAUUUAAUAAAGAUGGAUAUUAUUAAAAUACAAAAACUCAUUUCACACGUUUGCUAUUAUUGAUUGCCGUCACAGGGAUUCUAUUAUGUAUAAUUGAAAAAAAAGAGAUUAUAACUUACUUAUUCAUUACAUUGAUUAACGAAGUGACCAGUACUUUAUAAUUUACAAAAAUAAACAAAAAUGCCAUUUAUAUAUACGCUAUAAAUUAAAAUGGUCACUUCGUAUUUGUAUAGGAUCUGGUUAUCUUUUGUGAGAAUGUUUUCUUCGAUACGAUGAUGUAUGAACUUUAUUUGUUGUUGGGCGUCGUUUACUUUGUUUAAUAAAUAAUACUAAUAAUAACGUGUUUCAUAUACAGGCGUAACUCAUAUUUCAUGUAAAUACACUGCAAUAUUAAAUC